GCAGCCUCUCCCCCUCAAAAUCUCUCUUUCCUACAUUAGUUCCUCUUUCUCUAUCUUCUUCUUCUCAGCUCGCUUUCACAAAUCCGACAUCUCUUCCAAGAACCUUCUCUCUUUCUCUCUCUACUUUCUCUCUCUAAAAACGAGUCUUGUCCAUGGACUGGAUUGGUUGCAAGAUGAAGAAAUCAAACACCAAACUACAAUUAAAUUAAGCAUUUCCAAGAAAGGAUUAGUUGGUUGAUUAUAAGUUUUGAAUAAGAACAAGAAGGCAAAGAGAGAAUUAUCACAAACUCAAGUCAUGAGACCGAUUCAACCACCACCAGCUGCCGCCGGUGCCGCCUCCUCCUCCAACCGCAACCGCCAGCGGCGGCGUCCAGACCUAACCCUCCCUCUACCCCAACGCAACGCAUCUCUAGCCGUCCCUCUCCCCCUCCCUCCCACCUCUGCACCGUCGUCGUCUUCGUCGUCAAACACGGCUCAGCUCCGCUCGUCGGCAUCGGCAGUGAACUUCUCGGAGCUGGAGCGAUUGAACCGAAUUGGCAGCGGCACCGGCGGCACCGUCUACAAAGUACAUCACCGACCUACAGGGAGAUUCUACGCGUUGAAGGUGAUCUACGGCCAUCAUGAGGAAUCCGUUCUCCGCCAGAUCUGCCGAGAGAUUGAAAUCCUUCGGGACGUCGAUAAUUCUAACGUGGUGAAGUGUCACGACAUGUACGAUCACGCCAGCGAGAUUCAGGUACUUCUCGAGUACAUGGAUAGAGGUUCUUUAGAAGGGAUUCACCUCCCUCGUGAAUCCUCUCUCGCAGAUCUCACCCGUCAGAUACUCUCCGGUCUCUACUACCUCCACAGACGAAGAAUUGUUCACAGAGACAUCAAACCCUCAAACCUAUUGAUCAAUUCUCGGAAAGAGGUCAAGAUUGCCGAUUUCGGAGUAUCCAGAAUCUUGGCUCAGACGAUGGACCCUUGUAAUUCAUCGGUGGGCACAAUCGCCUACAUGAGUCCAGAGAGAAUCAACACCGAUUUGAACCACGGAAGGUAUGAUGGUUGUGCCGGUGAUAUAUGGAGUUUAGGUGUAAGCAUUCUUGAAUUUUAUCUGGGUCGAUUUCCAUUUGCGGUGGGGCGUCAGGGUGAUUGGGCCAGUCUAAUGGUUGCAAUCUGUAUGUCACAACCGCCGGAGGCGCCGCCUACAGCGUCAAGGGAGUUUCGGGACUUCAUUGCCUGCUGCUUGCAGAUGGAUCCGGCGAGGCGGUGGACGGCUGCACAAUUGCUUCGCCAUCCUUUUAUUACACAUAACACAGGGAAUAUCAACAACCUCAACAAUCAGGUUCAUUAUCAUCAUCCUCAUCAACCAUUACCUCCUCCACCUCCACAUUUUUCUUCCUCUUGAUUUUGAUUCUGUUUUGUGUAAUUUUCAAAUAUGAUUAGUGGGUUGGAUAUCGAGUUUUAGAGAAGAAUGGGAGGAAUCGGUUGUGUUGUUGUCAAGUUUUAAUCAAUCAAAUGUUUGUUGUAUUCUCAUCCUGUAAAUUCUAGUUUUUGAGAUUGGGCCCACUUGUAAUAUUGCAUUGUUUUCCUCUUAGAGUUAAAAUCUAGGCACCAUAAGUUAAUUGAAAUUUUGGGCAGCGAAAUUUCUUUUUCCCAACUUAGUUGAAAUCCUAUUGAUGUGUAAUGUGUUGUUGAAGAAUCUAAUUCAAUCUGUUGUCUUUGUGAUAUUAA
This is a messenger RNA of Cornus florida, 1710 nucleotides long. RefSeq names its product mitogen-activated protein kinase kinase 5-like. Gene Ontology annotation, cellular component: cytoplasm. Bases 296 to 1384 code for a protein of 362 amino acids. The record is from RefSeq and is a predicted model, not a curated record. Lineage: Eukaryota; Viridiplantae; Streptophyta; Magnoliopsida; Cornales; Cornaceae. The transcript has a single exon. Gene Ontology annotation, molecular function: ATP binding; protein serine/threonine kinase activity. Gene Ontology annotation, biological process: protein phosphorylation.